GCAGCGCGGCGCCGCGGCCGGCGCGGAGCGUGUGUGGGGCGCUGCUGGACGCUGCGGGUCUGUAAGGCUUUGAAAUUUUUGGCGGGGGAAGCGCUGAGUGAAAGCUCCCCGGGUGGGAACUGAAGUGACGGCCCGAGGGAGCUGCCCGUCCGGGCGCUUCUGCGGCGGGACCGGGGCUGAGGCGCGCACGUGUGGGCGCCGCUGGAGGAGGGAGUGCCCGGCGGGGUCGCCGCCGGCCGGGCCAGGAGCGCGCGUGUGCCCCGCGAUGCUGCGGCGCCCGGACUGCGCCCGACUGCGUUGCCGCCUGCCCCGGCUCGCCUUGCCUCAGCUCCGGGAAGGGCAGCGCCGCUGCCGCUGAGUCCCCGAGGGCAUGCCAGCGGGCCUCACGGAGCCGCCGGGCGCCGCUGCUCCGGUGGUCGCGAGCGCCUCGGGGACCGUGAGCAUGGCCCCGGCCGCCGCGCUGCCCGUGCGGGUGGAGAGCACCCCGGGGGCCCUGGGUCCUGUGACUAAGGCUCCUCCUGGCAGUGUCUGCGUGGAGUCCGUGGCGCCCCAGCCCUUGCCAUCCCCAGUGGGGACGCUAGUGACCAAAGUGGUUCCUGUCACGGCUCUUCCUAAACUCGGCAGCCCCCGGCUGCCAGCUCCUCAGAUAGUCACCGUGAAAACUCCGGGCACCACGACAAUCCAGCUGCCUGCUAAUUUGCAGCUGCCUCCAGGGACAGUUUUGAUCAAAAGUAACAAUGGUCAGUUGAUGCUGGUAUCUCCUCAGCAAGCUGUAACAGGAGCCAAGACCACAAGUAACAUAACUCCAAGGCCAGCAGUACCAGCAAAUACUCAAACAGUCAAGAUCUGUACCGUGCCGAAUUCUAGCUCACAAUUAAUGAAGAAAGUAGCAGUGGCUCCUGUUAAUAAUUUGACACAGAUAGGAACUACUGUGGCAUCCACUCCCUCCAGUGCUUCCUCAGUACAAUCUGUGACUGUACCUCCUGUCAAGCCAGUGAAUACUGUAACUAUCCUGAAGCCAUCAAGUGUGGGAGUAUUAUCUACCCCCUCAAAUGACUCCAGUCUCAAAGCAGAGACCCCAGUAGCUGCUCAGAUUAGUCUUUCUCCGGCAGUGCUAGAAAAUGUGAAAAAAUGUAAAAACUUCCUUUCAAUGCUAAUAAAACUCGCUUGUAGUGGAUCUCAGUCUCCAGAAAUGGGGCAGAAUGUGAAGAAGCUGGUGGAACAACUUUUGGAUGCAGAAAUUGAAGCAGAAGAAUUUACUAGGAAACUAUAUAUUGAACUCAAGUCUGCACCUCAGCCACACCUUGUACCUUUUCUUAAGAAGAGUGUGGUUGCCUUAAGACAACUUCUCCCUAACUCCCAGAGCUUCAUUGAGAACUGUGUUCAGGAACUCUCUGGUGAGGUGGUCGUUCCCUCCUGUACCAUGACAGCAACAACUUCUGUGGUGACAAGUACUGUUUCCCCUGUCCUUGGCUCUGGAGCAGCAGUGCCCAGAACUCUGUCUGUUCAAACUGUGAAUCCGCUUUCUGGUCCAAGAGGAGCAAACACUGGGGUUGUGACACUACAUCCUGUGGCCCCAGCUCUAACAGGGGGUACAACACCUGCGACUGUGUUGCUGCAGACUUCAAAACCACUCACAACGUCGGUACCAAAUCCAGGGACAGCAGUCUCCCUUCAGCCUGAGAAGCCAGUUACACUGGCUCUUCCAGCAGUAACUUUUGGAGAAACUUCGGCUGCACCUCUUUGUCUUCCAUCUGUAAAGCCUGCCAUCACCUCUGCUGGGACCAAACCUGAAAAAACUGUCAUUGGCCCUCCAGUCCAGAUGAAACUUGCCCAGCCAGGCCCCCUCCUUCCACAGUCAGCUGGCAUUCCACAGGCGGUCAAAGUCAAGCAACUAGUUGUUCAGCAGCCUUCAGGAGGCAAUGCAGAUCAAGUGACCGCCAUUUCCCAUUCAUCACCAUUGAGCACUCAGAAAUGUGGACCGAAGAUGCUGGCGAAUACUAUAGUGCCUACUACUUCCAUCAUAAAACAAAUUACUCUGCCUGGAAAUAAACUUCUCUCUCUUCAAGCUCAUACAUCUUCUAUUCAUAACAAUAAAAUAAAAGAGAAUGGAGCAAUACGCUUCAGAGGUGAAGAUGACAUCAAUGACGUGACUUGCAUGGCAGAGGUCAACCUUGAUGAAGAAAAUGCCUGCAUCUUAGCAACACAUACUGAAUUUGUUGGCACACUCAUUCAGUCAUGCAAAGAAGAACCAUUUCUUUUCACUGGAGCUCUACAAAAGAGAAUUUUAGACAUUGGUGGAAAGCAAACAGGAGCAACAUAUGAACAGAUGAGCAGGACUGUAUCUUAUUGGGGUUCUGGCUUCCUUUACAAAAUACCAUAGCCUUGAAGGUUUCAAUGAUACGUAUUUAUUGUCACAGUUCUGGAGUGGGAACGUCAGAUCUGGAUGCUCAUCAGGAUUCCUUGCCAGGGACUCCUUGGUGGUCUUUGGACAGCUCUUUUUAUGUUGUGCCCUCAUAUGAUCUACCCUUACCUUAUUCCUUUUGAUUAAUUAUACCUAAGGGCUACACAUUAGUUGUCAUAACUAAGUCACAAACAGAAAGAAUUUCUGCAUCUGUUUUGGGAGGGAAACAAACCUUCAAUCCAUUGAUUGGAUUCCUAUAAAACUUUGUGCUUAGAAAGAGAUGAGUUUUGACUUGUUGGCUGUAGUUUGCAGCCCUAUUUGCAUUAGGAGAAUUGAAGAAACUAUUUGUGUUUUCAGUUCUUAAUGAUAAAACAAACAAUAUAAUACAAAAUGUAAACUGUAAAAAUUCUCUGAAUUAUCUAAGCUUAAAGGAAACAGCCAAGGGGUGAAUGAAUGUUUAUUUAUUUUUGGAGAUGUUUUCCAUUUAUAAUAAAAUUCUUUGCUACACAGUAGUUACCAAUUGAGGGCAUUCCUAAAGAUAUAAAUUACACAUUUUGUGAAGGUUAGAUUAAAUGUCAGUAUUCUUCAUUUUUUUCUAAUUAUCUUAAUUAAAUUGCAGACAUUCAAUAAAGUCAAUAGUAAACACACAAGCACUAACUAACUCUCCUUAAUCAAUUAUGUUGGCCUUUUUAAAAAGUAUUAAAAGUGGGAAUUAAUCUAUAGUUUUUAACUUGUGCUUUAAGAUUUGUUGCUUAGUGAUGAUAAGUUUGAACAUUUGCUGUUGCAUAUACUCAGGAAUUAUUUACGCUUUUUUAUUUCUAAUGCUUCAAAAAUAUUAUAGAUUUUAAAAAAUAAAUACCAAUUAUUAUAUUUUAUCUGUUUUGCUAAGAAUCAAGUCCAUAGCCUUCUAUAGAUAGUAUAGAUUUUUAAAGAAAUUGCUUCAGCUUUAUAAGUAUAUCGUUGUUUUCAAAUUCCUCUUCCCCAAGAACUAAUUUUAUAUGCUCAUUUUGUUUAAUUUAAUCUUUAAAUAACUUGAUUUCCCAUGUCAUUUAAUCUUGAAAUAACUUCACUUUCCAUGUCUACCCUAUGUUUUGUUGUGAUGCCUAUUUAUUUUUUAAGUUUGUAUAUGUGUGUGUGUCUGUGAGUAUCUGCAUGUAAAUGCUGUUGCUCAGGGAGGCUGCUGGAGUUACAGGUUGUGAGUCACCAUCAAGUAUGUAAGGAAUUGAAUUCAGGUCCUGGAAGAGCAGCGUGCGGGCUCUUAGUUACCAAGCCAUCUCUGCCACCCAUGUUCAGUUACAAUUUUAACCAUUUGAUUAUUUUGAAAGUUUACUGUUUCUUGUAUACAAGGCCCAACUAAUUAUUCAUGUUGAGUGUUUAAAGGUAGUUGGGAAUUUGUAGUGGGUUUUUCUUUUCCCUUUGUUUCAGUUUGAAUUGGAAAUGAGCUCAAUUUUGCCAAAGUAAUGAAUUAGAUUUUGAAGACUUAGUUUAAAAUAAGUUGGAUAAUUUUAAAUCUUCUCCCUAGUUAGUUUACUUAGACUAUGUUUUAAAUUAAAAUUUAUUUUGUAGUAAUGCCAAAGUAUAUUUGAGUUGUAAUUAAAUUAUGUUUUCACUGUAGUUCAACCUUUGAUGAAAAUAUGAGUAUGUAUUAUAUGAAUUAGCAUAUAAAAAUCAAACAAUAUUUUUAAAUUACUGUGAAGAUAUAUAUAAAUGUGUUUUAAAACAACAUCAGAGGCCUGGGGAAAUGGCUCAGUGGAUAAAACACCUGCCCUGCAAAUGUAAAGACUGCAUCGCUAGCAUUACACACACACACAGCACCAUCACCACCACAACAGCAACAAAAAGAACACACAGGAGCCUUUAAAAACAUAUCUGACUUAGAUUCCUUACUGCCUGUCUCUUUAGGUUUGCAUAUCUAUUGAUUGCAGAUCUAUUGUUUUGUCUGAGAAACACUGUUUGGAUACUGUUAGGACUGUUUGUAAGAGAGGUGCUGCUCUUGCUUGUCAUUCUAAUUCUUUUCCUCAUUACAACCUGGAUAAAACAAGUUGUUCUUAAAAGAAACAAGUUAUUGAAAUUGAUGGUGAAAUAAUGGCUUUUGAGCAUAUUUCAACUUGUAAUUUAAUAGGUUAAUUUUUGAAAACAUGAGUAGUGCAAAAUGUAAUAGGUAACAGACAAAAAAGAUACUUUUAUAGACCAGGAAUUAACAGAUUUAUAAUUUAAGUUGACUGAAAUGAAUGUCAUGAAUUGUUAACAGUGUCAAACACGGUAAAAUGUGACUUUCCAUUUUUCUAAUUACUAAAAUUAACAGAAUAUAACACUAAUUUCUGCAGUUACCAUUUUCCUCCCUGAACACUAAACUUGAUUUGUGUUCUUAUUAACUUUGUCCUAUAAAUGACCUUGCAGGGAGAAUGAUUCUAGAGGCUAAGGGAAACAAUGUCUAUAUUUUCUGAGGCUCCAGGCUAGGUUUUAUUAAUGUAAUGUCUAAGAUCUUUGAAGUUGUGACUUUACCAGGAAAAUCAUAAUCUCCAAACCUUUAUUCAUAAUGGGUAUGACUUCCAGGGGGAACUGAAUACCUGCUGUGCUAAUUAUUUCAAUUAUAAGCCACUACUAAAACAUGUAAUGGAUUUUCCCUGCCUCUACAGGUAAAAAGCAUGACAUUACGGAACUUAACUCUGAUGCUGUGAACUUGAUCUCCCAUGCAACACAGGAGAGAUUACGAGGCCUUCUAGAGAAACUGACUACAAUUGCUCAGCAUCGAAUGACUGUUUACA
Molecule: messenger RNA, 5172 nt
Organism: Alexandromys fortis (reed vole)
Lineage: Eukaryota; Metazoa; Chordata; Mammalia; Rodentia; Cricetidae
Gene: Taf4b
Product: TATA-box binding protein associated factor 4b
Exons: 11
Coding region: 371-2383 (670 amino acids)
Biological process (GO): DNA-templated transcription; transcription initiation at RNA polymerase II promoter
Cellular component (GO): transcription factor TFIID complex
Molecular function (GO): protein heterodimerization activity; DNA binding; RNA polymerase II general transcription initiation factor activity
Source: RefSeq, a predicted model, not a curated record